AUGAGCCACACUCCCGAAAGGGCCACUGAGAAGGGCAAAGACCUUUACACCGUGUUUCCCAAACAAGGUACCGACACUGCUGAAACCAUGGAAUUCAUCAAGUCAACUGUCAACAAUCAUCACCUCCACCCCUGGACCGACGUCCAUGAGCAGUUGAUGUCGUGGACAGUCGAGGCCUCGCCGAGCGAAGUUACCCAGCUGGAGGGCCAUGACGGCAUUGAUCGCGUGACCAAGCUUGAGAUUCCAAAGGAUCACAACAGACCGAAGCAAGAUGAUUCUCUAGAACAAAAGUCCACUAUCUACCCUGUGGAUGGUCAGAACCUGGAUCAGUGUAACGUAACCGGUGCCUCCCUUAGGGCCCUCCUCAAUGGUAAAGUAAAUAAACCUAGGAUAUGGAACGGCACGGUUAAGAGCUGGACGGCCUUCUUGACCAAGGCUCAGGUGGAGCAAGUUGAGGUCAUCGAUGGCGUUAAAGUUGUGCGGCCAGUUUAUAAGGGUAGGCGAUGCUGCGUGGCUCGAGGACUUCGAAAGCCGUCGACUUCUCCAAAGGCAUCAGGCCCUUUGGAAACACGAGGUAUCAUAUACGAGACGCAGCAGAACGCUGCUCCUGAGUUGGUUGCCGUCAGCCAGCCGAGGACCUCUAGUACGACAUUGUAUGAGAGCCAUGCAGGAGGAGGAGGCCAGGUGCAUCACAUCGAGACAGAUGCAGCUUUCGUCUAG
This is a messenger RNA of Fusarium keratoplasticum, 720 nucleotides long. RefSeq lists its product as uncharacterized. The transcript has 2 exons. NCBI's taxonomy places the organism in Eukaryota, Fungi, Ascomycota, Sordariomycetes, Hypocreales, Nectriaceae. The record is from RefSeq and is a predicted model, not a curated record. The coding region runs from base 1 to 720 and encodes 239 amino acids.